AUGUUCCACCACCGGCAGCUACUGCAACGUUUGCACCGAAGAUGCACCAUCACCACGUCGGGACCCGUGUGCUUGAUCAAGCUGGAGAGGCUGCGCUCGCUGCAUCUGUCAACCAGCGUCAACAACAACAGCGGCCCGGCCGGCUUCGAAGCAACAACAACAACAACAACAACAACAACGGCAGUCCUGCCUUCGCACUCUCAGAUCGUGAUAGCAGGCGCGGGCACGGUCGCCAACUCGGUGGCCUACCACCUCGCCCAGAACGGCUGGAGCGACGUCCUCGUGCUCGAGCAGGAUCGCGUCGGUGCCGGGAGCUCGCACUUUGGCUCCGGGACCCUCGGGCUGUUCAAGCCCGUAUCGCACCGCAAUCUCGUCUCGUACAGCAUACGGCUCUACCAGCGGCUCCACGAGAUGGGCUACGACAUCGGGCUCAGGCAGUGCGGUAGCAUCAGUCUCGCGCAGACCAAGGACAGGAUGGUGGCGUUCAGGCGGCGCAUGGCCUACAACGUACCCACCGGCCUGCACUGCGAGGUCCUGGGUAGGGAGGAGCUGAGGAGGAUGCAUCCGUACUUGCAGGUGGACGACAUCGAGGGUGCCAUUUGGGUGCCCGAGGAUGCGGUCGCCGACUCCGUGGCGAUAUGCGAGGUCCUGGCCAAUUUGGCGAAACAAGGUGGGGUGCGUUACAUCGAGCACUGUCGGAUCGAGCAGGUUUACACGGAUAACGGGGCCGUCAGGAGAGUCAAGACCAACCGGGGCUUCGUCGAGUGCGAGUAUUUCGUCAACUGCGCCGGGAUGUGGGCUAGGGAGUUGGGCCUACGGUGCAAUCCACCCGUGAAGAUACCCGUCUACCCAGCGGAACAUUAUUAUGCCAUCGCAGCACCCUUAUCCUUGGAGACGACGUUGAAUCUGCCCUGCGUGCGCGACUUCGACUCGUACUCGUACAUGCGCGAGUGGCAGGGUGGAAUCUUAGCCGGGUGGUUCGAGCCGGAAGCGAAACCGGCUUUCGGAAGCGGGGACAUUCCCAAAGUUAACUGGAAGCAGCAAGUAAGAGUCGAUCCUCAGCACUGGAGACCGCUGUGGGACAAGAUCGUGCACAGAAUGCCCAUUUUGGGGGAAGCAAAGGAACCUUUCGUCUACAAUUGUCCGGACAACUUUACUCCCGACGGCAGGUGGAUCAUGGGCGAGUCUUCUGAGGUGAAAAACUACUACGUCGCCGUUGGCAUGAAUGGAAACUCUCUCCAAGGAGCCGGAGGAAUCGGCAAAGAAGUCGCCGAAUGGCUGAUAAACAGCGAGUCCACGCAAGAGCUGCUGCCCUUUAACGUGCAGCGAUUUACGGAUCUGCACACGAACAAGCAGUACCUGCAACAACGAGUCCGCGAAGUCGUCGGUCGCAAUUACGCGAUACUCUAUCCGCACCAGUGCGAGUACAAGUACGCUCGGCAGCUACGGUGUUCGUCGCUUUAUUCCGUCCUCGAAGAGCGGGGUGCCAUAUUUGGCAUCAAAAUGGCCUACGAGCGGCCACUGUACUUCGACUCGACCUAUAAAAGGGGCCAAAGGAAACCGGUGAUGCCUCCGGGCAGCUUUUACAAGCCCAAGUUCUUCGACUUCAUGAAGCAAGAGUUCACGGCUUGCAUAGAGGGCGUUGGUAUAAUCGACAUGAGCUCCUUUUCCAAGAUCGAGAUCAAGUCCGUAGGCUUGGAGGUUGUCGAUUACCUGCAAAAGCUGUGCUCCAACGAUGUCAAUUUGGCCAUAGGGGCUAUAACACACACGGGGAUGCAAAACGAGAGAGGUGGCUAUGAAAACGACUGUAUGCUCGUGCGGCAGGCCGAAAAUAGUUAUUUCAUGGUAUCGCCCACCUUACAACAAACCCGCAUUUAUCGAUGGAUGUCCAGGCACCUGCCGAGCGAUCACUCGGUGGGUCUGAACGACGUGACGUCCAAGUACACGGUCGUCAACGUUAUCGGGCCAAAGGCUUCCCAACUGCUGUCGGAACUCUCGAAUUCGGACUUGAAGCUUUCGCCAUUCACCUACAAGAGUUGCAACGUGGGCUACGCCUCGGACGUGAUGGUAAUGUCGUUCACGCACACCGGCGAGCCGGGCUAUUGCCUCUACAUCCCGUCCGAGUACGCAUUACACGUUUACGCCAGCCUGAUGCUCGUUGGCCGGGAUUACGGGGUGCACGACGUCGGUGUCCUCACGCAGCGCUUCAUGCGCCUCGAGCGAUUCAUACCCUUCUGGGCCGAGGAGCUUACGCCAUUCGUUACUCCCUUCGAGGCUGGGAACGGGCACAGGGUCAAUCUCGAUAAAGAGUACUUUAUUGGCAAGUUUGCGCUGCAGCACCAAAAGGAGCGAGGCGUCAUGAAGCGUCUGGUCUUAUUCGUCAUUAACAAUCUCGAUCUCAACAAGAACGUGUGGGCGUGGGGUGGCGAGCCGAUUUAUCGAGACGGUGAAUUCGUUGGCACCGUAACCUCGGCCGGGUACGGUUUCAACUUGAAAAAGCUGAUAUGCCUCGGCUUUAUCAGCCAUCCGGGCAACUUGCAGGCUCAGGACGAGAGAAGGAUCGUGACAAAUGAGUUUGUGACGGACUCGUCGGUUGUCUACGAAAUCGACAUCGCCGGCCAUCGGUUUCCCAUGACGCCGCACAUACGCUCGCCCGCCCUGUCGGGAUACAAGAUGAGCAAAAAGUACAUACCGACUCCCAUUGUGUCAUAUAAGAGCGAUAUUUCGCACUAGGCGUACAUAACACGUUAAGAAGUGAUUUUUUUUUUUUUUUUUUUUACAACGUACUUAACUAUAAGUUUCUGGGGAGAGGUUUUCUGUAGACGGUAUUUGUGCGAUUACUCUAGUCAAUUUGUGUGUAUAAUGAAGAUUUGUUUUUUAACAUAUAGUUUUUAAUGUACUGCGAGAUUUUUUUUUAACCUGUUGUUACAAAUUUAUAA
Molecule: messenger RNA, 2939 nt
Organism: Copidosoma floridanum
Lineage: Eukaryota; Metazoa; Arthropoda; Insecta; Hymenoptera; Encyrtidae
Product: pyruvate dehydrogenase phosphatase regulatory subunit, mitochondrial-like
Cellular component (GO): cytoplasm; mitochondrion; mitochondrial matrix
Molecular function (GO): protein binding
Source: RefSeq, a predicted model, not a curated record